AUGCAGCACCAUGACAGCCACUCGGAUGACAAUGCUGGAGGACGACAAAGCCAGAACUUCAUCACGAGUGAAGGCAGCACGGUUGGUUAUGCUGAGUAUGGACAUCAAACCGGCUAUCUAGUCAUCUACUUCCACGGCCUUCCCGGCUCACGAUUCGAGGCCGAGUUGUACGCUGCCGAAGCACAGAAACUUGGCCUACGCAUCAUCGCGCCCGACCGGCCAGGAAUAGGCCUCUCCUCGCCAGUGGCAGGUCUGACCUUGCUCGAUUACCCUACUCACAUAUCACAGCUGGUUCACCACGUCGGUGCAGGAGAUACGGAGGAGUUUGGCAUCCUUGCAACGUCAGGAGGUGGUCCAUAUGCGCUGGCGUGUGCGGCACGUCUUCCGCUGCUCCCGGGCCUGCGAUCCGUAGGCGUCGUCGCAGGUCUCGGGCCACGGGACCUCACGAAUACGGGAAUGUCGCUGGUGCAAAGGCUGAGCUUCGCUGCAAUGGAUUGGGUGCCUGCCGGAGUGGUGAGGUGGUUGUGGGAUACCGCAAUCGCCAAUGCCGCCCGCAACCCCGACGAAGCGGUGUUGAAGAAGAAGAUUCAAGGCCCGCUUGCUGCGAUGAAGCGCGAUGCCGGAGUGUCAGACGAUGACCCCGCAGAUGAGAUUAUGGUGGCGUCGAUGAGAGCGGCAUUUGCUCAGGGAAGUAUGGGCUACGUUCAGGAUGCAACCAUCAUCUCCAACCCGUGGGGAUUUCGCUUGUCUGAUAUCACGGGCGUGAGGGUGGAGUUCUGGUAUGGAUCCAAUGACAACAUAGCGCCAGUGGCUACUGGAAGGGCCAUGGCGGCACAACUUCCGGAUUCUGCAUUACACUGCUUCGAAGGGGAGGGCCACGCAGCAGCGACCCUUCUGCACCGGGGAGAUGUCCUUGCGCGGAUUAUUCAAGUAGCGCAGUCGCAUUCCGCAGGGACCAAAUCGAGUGCACCAGCGCAAUGA
Neohortaea acidophila is the source of this 981-nucleotide messenger RNA. RefSeq names its product Alpha/Beta hydrolase protein. The transcript has a single exon. NCBI's taxonomy places the organism in Eukaryota, Fungi, Ascomycota, Dothideomycetes, Mycosphaerellales, Teratosphaeriaceae. The record is from RefSeq and is a predicted model, not a curated record. Bases 1 to 981 code for a protein of 326 amino acids.